Messenger RNA from Galendromus occidentalis (western predatory mite), 3717 nucleotides. RefSeq lists its product as uncharacterized. Bases 1 to 3717 code for a protein of 1238 amino acids. Gene Ontology annotation, molecular function: nucleic acid binding. The transcript is spliced from 4 exons. Gene Ontology annotation, biological process: DNA integration. NCBI's taxonomy places the organism in Eukaryota, Metazoa, Arthropoda, Arachnida, Mesostigmata, Phytoseiidae. The record is from RefSeq and is a predicted model, not a curated record.
AUGCGGCCCCAGGCGCGGGUUGAUUUACAGCUUCAAGCCUUCGCCAGUGAACACGCACUCGUCGCAAACCGUUACGCAGUCCAGUUGGUCGGAACUCACGACGAUUCACAGAAGGUUGUCAUCCAGGCUCAUGAAUACGCUUUCGGCGUCGACCCGCCCGCAAACUGUUCGCAGGAGAUGCGCGAGCUCAUCCGUCAAUUCGGUAAAACUCACCAGCUUGCCGACGCUUCUUUGAUCGACCCUGAGUUCGACAUGGAGCCUGACCUGCUGAUCGGCGUCGAUCAGAUGUAUAAGAUUCUACAUCUGAACUCGGAGAAAAUUCUCGCCGAUGGUCUCAUUGCAAAGGCAUCACGCUUCGGGUGGAUCCUGUCCGGUGCAUACGGACCCAAGACCACACGUGGGGAAGUUGUCCGCGUUCAUCCCAUCUGCUGUCCAGCGACCCUUACGCAGACCGCCAAGGAUAUACAAUGUCUGUGGUCAUUAGAUGCCGUCGGCAUAGUCGAUUCGAAUGAGAGGAAAUACAGCGCGGCUGAAGUCGACGCCAUGCAACAAUUUAAAGACAGCGUCGAGUAUGAUGGUCAGCGCUACACCGUCGCCAUGCCGAAGCGACCGUCAAUCCUCCAGCUCUCGAACAACUUGGAGAUAGCUCGGAAUCGUUUGAUUGCUAAGCGGCGCAGCCUGUCUCGAAACCAGGAGUCCUUCCGACGUUAUGAUGCGGAGAUAUCGAAAUUCCUCAUGGAGGGCCACGCCGAAGAAGUCCACGUCGACAAUCUCAGUGCUCCAAGCGCACGUGACCGUUCCUACUAUCUACCGCAUCGUCAAGUCAUAACACAACGCGCCCACGGAGACAAAUGGCGAAUCGUCUUCGAUGGUUCAGCGGCUGCGCCCGGAGAGACAUCGCUUAACUCCCAUCUACUAACCGGUCCGAACCUAAACCCGGAUAUACUCAAGCUAAUGCUCAACUUCCGUCUGCGUCCAGUCGCAUUGUCAGCUGAUGUCGCCCAAGCGUAUAUGACCAUCAACCUCGUCGAGGAGGACAGACCGUAUUUCCGAUAUCUUUGGCAGGGACCUCAGGAUAAAGAGGUCCGAUGUUUCCAAAUGCGCAAAGUCGUAUGGGGAGCGACGCCCAGCGGCUUUCUGCUGGCUGCUGUUCUCAGAGAGCACUUCGGGCGGAUUGAUCCUGAGUCGAAAUUCGACCUCGGCAACUCAUUCUAUUUCGACGACAUGUUGCGUAGUUUCGACUCCAUUGAGGAUGCCAGGCAUUUCGUUGAAAAGCUCAUACCUUGGAUGAGGGCUGCUGGGAUGACUCUCGGGAAAUGGAAGUCGAAUUCCGAGGAGAUCCUCCAGCAUGUGAACUCUAUCACCUCAUCUGGAUGUACCCCCGGACUUGUCGAGACCGGUCUUCUGAAGGUGCUUGGAAUUGCUUGGUCCCCAGGCGAGGACAGUUUCCACUUCCAGCUCGCAGAUCUUGUCAAGACUACUACGGACAUCAAACGAGUAACGAAGCGCAACGUACUGCGCAUUGUCGCUUCCAUCUUCGAUCCAAUCGGUUGGCUCACCCCAUUUACACUUCGAGGAAAACUGCUAAUACAACGAUUGUGGGACACGAAACUCCGUUGGGACGACGCCAUGUCGGGCGCUCUUCUGCAGGAUUUCACGACGUGGUCGUCUGAAAUUCCAAUGCUCACCACUCUCAGUCUUCCCCGUUCGUGUUGGGAUACGCAACGAAAGAUCACAUCCUAUCAUCUCCACGUCUUCGGAGACGCCAGCUCUCGUCGCCUUCUGAAUUGGUUUCACGUUCCCGGCAAGGAAAACAUCGCGGACAUCGCUUCGAGGGGUGUCCCCGCGGACGAGCUCAUUCCGAACACAGCCUGGUGGCUCGGGCCAUCUUGGUUAUCCGAUUCUGAAGAUCUUCGACCGAUAACGCAGCCCCGGGCCAGUCGUGACAAACCGGAUUCAAUUAGUACUGAAAUCCGCCUAGUAGUCACACCCGUGGUCGUAAAUUCGUCGUUGAUAGAUCUCGAACGCUUCGGACAUUGGGAGAAAGCAGUCCGUGUCGUCGCGAAUGUGCUCCGUUUCAUUCAACUCUGCCGAUCUCGUCCCAUGAGCUCAGCUGGCGAGUUACGCUCGCGAGCGGAGUCGCUCAUCAUCAAGUGGAGCCAGGCUUCGCAUUUUUCGCAAGAGAUCAAUGCCACCCUCGCGGGGGAACGUCCCACUCGAUCGUCUAAGUUGCACACCUAUCGCCUACAUCUCGACAGCGAGGGGCUACUACGCGCCAGUUCGCGAAUCUCGCAAGGCCCGCAAUUCACUGAGGACGAGAGGAAUCCAAUAAUCAUCCCCAGUAAUAGCCGACUCGCUAUUUUGCUAAUUCUACAUCAUCAUCGCACGAAUGCUCACCUGGGCGUCAGCACCGUUCUGAACUCACUCAGAAAACGCUUUUGGAUUCUCCGAGGUCGGCAGCUCAUCAAAAAGAUCCUUCGAGCAUGCGUCAUUUGCAGACGUUUGCAUGGACCCGCAGCCGACCAAGUCCAGGCGCCGCUCCCGAUCGAGAGAACUACGCUGACCGCUCCUUUUGCUGCCACCGCCAUUGACUUCUGCGGUCCCUUCCAGUUCCGCUCGCGGGAGGGUAUCCAAAAGAGUUACAUUGCUUUAUUAACUUGCAUGAGCAUCCGUGCAAUUCAUUUAGAGCUCGUCCCCGAUUUGUCAGCCGUGCAAACGCACCUAGCUCUGCGCCGUUUCCUCGCCGAGCACCCGAGUUGUCGUCUCCUGGUCUCGGAUAACGGCCGCUCUUUCGUUCGCGCCGCCGCGGACAUUCGACGCUUGUUUAAUUCGUCUCGCGACCCCGCCGUGCGGGAAUUACUCGCUCAACACCGGAUCACCUGGACUUUCAAUUGCCCUCGCGCACCUUGGAGAGGUGGAGUGUUCGAACGGCUUGUUGGCGUUACAAAGGCUGCCCUUAUGAAGACGCUCGGCCGAAGUCUGAUUAGCUUCGAGGAACUUCGAACAAUUAUUCGGGAGAUGGCAGCCAUCAUCAAUAAUCGUCCCAUCUCCUACUGUUAUGAGGAUGUGGACGAACCUCGGGCCAUCACCCCGUCUCACUUCUUGCGUGGAGGUCCUUCGAGCCCUCCGCUCUGCUCCGUCGCCACGCUGGACGGACUCGGGCCGAACGGUCAAGCUAUAGUUCUCACCGGGCUUGCCGCCGUCGCCGUGGCUCAAUACCCCCAGCAGCAAGGAGCCGCACCUCAGGGAGCUCCGUACUCGUUCUCGAGUUCUGUCAAUCACGCCGCCGGUCCCGCGGCCGCUGGCCCCCAACAAGCUUACGGCGCUCCGCAAAGUUACGGCCCUCCGGCUCCCCCCGCCGCCGCACCAGCAUACAACCCGGGUAGCUACCAGCAGCUCAACGCCGCCGCUGGAGCCGGGGCUGGAUUUGGAAAUAUCCAACAAAUCGCUUCUCAGAACCCCGCCUUCGCCAUUCAAGUUCCUCAGGGACAGGAACAGUACGCCGGAGCUCCUCAACCCGCUCCUGGAGCGUAUGCCGCUCCCCAACAGUAUGCCGCCCCCCAACAGUAUGCCGCCCCUCAAGGCUACGCCGCGCCGCAAGCCGCAGGAGCGGCGAAUCCUUACGGGGGACCAUUCCAGUACUCUAGCUCGGUGACGCACUCCGUUCCCCAGAGCCAGCCCCAAGCUGGUGCCGCCCCGCAAGCUCAUUCGGGCUAA